Neurospora crassa OR74A is the source of this 1369-nucleotide messenger RNA. RefSeq lists its product as hypothetical. Bases 543 to 923 code for a protein of 126 amino acids. The transcript is spliced from 2 exons. The record is from RefSeq and is a predicted model, not a curated record. NCBI's taxonomy places the organism in Eukaryota, Fungi, Ascomycota, Sordariomycetes, Sordariales, Sordariaceae.
AUACCUAGAUCGUUGGACACUCCCCUCGUUCCUGGCCUAUGCAUGGGUGCUCGGAUUCGCUUUGCUCCGACACACGGUCACUCUCGCCCGAAUUCAGGGCAUCUCCCUCUUCGGACAUGGCCGCGUGGCCGCUCUUUUUCUCAUCCUGGUCCCCGUUGACGCAGCCGAGAGACGCCGUGGUCCAGACCCUUCGGCUUACGCAAGGCUUGGCUUCCUGGAAGCCGUUCCCGCGCCGUGUGUGGCAGUUUGUGCAUAGUGCCUUAAUUAGCCGACCUCUUCAUGCAUUGACCGGUCUCAGUUCAAAGUGGAUGGCCCAAUGGUGAGUGUGGGGGGCCAGGCCUGACAGAACUCUCCCUCGAGAAGCAACUAUUCCGAGUGAGUCUUUUGGCAAAGUCGAUGUUCGUCCCUACGGCACUGUCAAGGUCCCCGCAGAAGUACACGCUUGUUGAGGUGUUAGGCAAGGAGGGGAACUCCAGAUUGCUCAUACUGGCAAACUUGCCGGCUUCUUUCAGCUGUUCCCAAUCCUCCCGGCUUGCUUUGAUAUGCAUGACGGGCAGUGCUUUGGCAUCCCCGAAGAGAAUGUUCGGCAGGGCGUGGUGAUCAUUGGUUGUUUUGCUUCCCAUGUGCCGCGCUGCCGCUGUUGUAUUACGGCAUUACAGGCGGCUCGAAAACAGGACUGCUUCUUGGAGGGCAGUCAGUCCCACGGGAACACGAGCACCGCAAGAAGGGGCAGCUGUCCAGAUCAGAGGGGUUGGGACGCAGGCUGCUUGUCCAAGGGAUCUCGCCAGCUUUUGCAUAAUUCAAUCCACUUCUUGAUAGCUGUUAGCGGAUUGAGGAAUCGACCAUCAAGAUUCCCCCUGUCCCCGAGUCCGAAUGCCAUGUACUGCCAUCUGUGGCCGCAAGAAGAUAUCGGUCAGGUGUAACCGAACGUGGAUGGGUUGCGGACAAUCUACAAACUGAUGAUGACGUCAACUCUGAAUAGCCUCCAGCUCGGCGCGUCUGACUCUUUGAGAAGACAGGUGGAGAUGCGGGGCCUGAGGAUGGCCUGGAAGGGAAUCCGAAGACUAGCCAAGUGGAUGGAGUUGGGGUGCUUGGGGUAAGGUGGGCUCAACUGGGUGGGUGCCGAGGACAAUGUAUGGUUGCUGUAGGGUUAUCUUGUUUGAGAAGAACGGCUACAUUGAGAGAAUCGAGGUCGUUUACAAGAUGUGAACGCGGUCCGUACUUGUACAGAAAGAAAAUGCCCGGCCCAUCAUGUAGGCGUUGUCAGGCUCGGAGGCUAGAUCUUUAUUUGACCUGCAUACCGGGUUAUCUCAUAUAUAUAAACACGAAAGCGCUUACAGGUGCUCUCACACAUAUCUUCCUAUUCUGG